AUGAUUCUGGCGUCCUGGCCCAUCCCAGGGGACGAACACGGGGUUCGGGGGUUCCCCAUCCUGCUCAUACUGUACCAGUACCCCACCACCACCCCUGUCCUGCUAGUACCAGUACCUCAUCCUCACCCCUGUCCUGCUAGUACCAGUACCUCACCAUCACCCCUGACCUGCUACUACCAGUACCUCACCAUCACUCCUGUCCUGCUAGUACCUCACCAUCACCCCUGUCCUGCUAGUACCAGUAUCUCACCACCACCCCUGUCCUGCUACUACCAUUACCGCACCACCACCCCUGUCCUCCUAGUACCAGUACCUCACCACCACCCCUGCCCUGCUAGUACCAGUACCUCACCAUCACCCCUGACCUGCUACUACCAGUACCUCACCAUCACUCCUGUCCUACUAGUACCAUACCUCACCAUCACUCCUGUCCUGCUAGUACCAGUACCUCACCAUCACCCCUGUCCUGCUAGUACCUCACCAUCACCCCUGUCCUGCUACUACCAGUACCUCACCAUCACCCCUGGCCUGCUACUACCAGUACCUCACCAUCACUCCUGUCCUGCUAGUACCAGUACCUCACCAUCACCCCUGUCCUGCCAGUACCCUUACCUCACCAUCACCCCUGUCCUGCUAUACCAGUAUCUCACCCCUGACCUGCUAGAACCAGUAUCUCCCCCUGACCUGCUAGUACCAGUAUCUCCCCCUGACCUGCUAGAACCAUACCAGUACCUCACCAUCACCCCUGUCCUGCUAGUACCAGUAUCUCCCCCUGUCCUGCUAGAACCAGUAUCUCCCCCUGACCUGCUAGAACCAUACCAGUAUCUCACCCCUGACCUGCUAGAACCAGUAUCUCCCCCUGACCUGCUAGAACCAGUAUCUCCCCCUGACCUGCUAGUACCAGUAUCUCCCCCUGACCUGCUAGAACCAGUAUCUCCCCCUGACCUGCUAGUACCAGUAUCUCCCCCUGACCUGCUAGUACCAGUAUCUCCCCCCUGA
Salvelinus namaycush (lake trout) is the source of this 999-nucleotide messenger RNA. Its product is annotated as extensin-like. The coding region runs from base 1 to 999 and encodes 332 amino acids. The record is from RefSeq and is a predicted model, not a curated record. The transcript has 6 exons. NCBI's taxonomy places the organism in Eukaryota, Metazoa, Chordata, Actinopteri, Salmoniformes, Salmonidae.